Messenger RNA from Labrus mixtus (cuckoo wrasse), 3832 nucleotides. Its product is annotated as CYFIP-related Rac1 interactor B-like. The coding region runs from base 473 to 1453 and encodes 326 amino acids. Lineage: Eukaryota; Metazoa; Chordata; Actinopteri; Labriformes; Labridae. Gene Ontology annotation, molecular function: small GTPase binding. The record is from RefSeq and is a predicted model, not a curated record. The transcript is spliced from 11 exons. Gene Ontology annotation, biological process: regulation of actin filament polymerization; positive regulation of T cell activation.
UGUCAAACAUUUUUACGACCUCAUGUCUGACACGCUGAGGACGGACUGUUAAAUGUUUCCCCUCCAUUCAAAGACUAAAUAACGUGACAAAUAACCGUCCCGGUAACAGACUGCGUAUUUCUCGUGUGAAUCGAAUUCGAGGCGGCGUUUGCUAAAGGUUAAGAUGCUCAGUGGUUUUCUGCUGAUAAAGACUCGAAGCUCAGAAUAAACCCGACGUUGGUUACAUUGAACUGCUCUGCCGCUGCUCUCUUGGUGUCUUUACCUGAUCUGUGCACAGUCUGCUUCACUUCCUCUGUUUUAAAUUUAGGCCCAACUUUCAGACUCGACUUCCUCUUUUUUCACUGCUCGUAACGAGACUUCUGUGCUCACCGCCUUGACAGAGCUGCGUCUGCAGGAACAAGCGUUUCGCUCUGAGGAGAUUAUCUGCAGAAAAUGAGACUCUGAGAAUCCACUUUUCACUCGACCUGUUCAGAUGGGGAACCUGAUCAAGGUGUUAACCAGAGACAUCGACAACAAUGGUGGAAACUUCUUUCUGGAUUUUGAGAACGCUCAGCCCUCGCAGUCGGAGACGGAGGUGUGGGAGGAGGUGAACCAGGUGCUGACGGAGUCUCGGGUCAUCCUGGAAGACCUGCAGUCUUACAGAGGAGCAGGAGAGGAAAUCAGACAGGCCAUCCAGAGUCCAGGUGUGGAGGGGGUUCAGGAGAAGGCCUGGUCUGCUGUGGUUCCUCUGGUCGGCAAACUCAAAAGCUUCUACGAGUUCUCUCAGAAACUCGAGUCCAGUCUGCGGCGUCUCCUGGUCAUCCUCACCAGCGCCGCCUCGACUCCCACUCAGCACCUGGAGCAGAAACAGGCUCUGGCUCGACAGUUUGCCCACAUCAUGCACUUCACGCUGCGCUUCGACGAACUCAAGAUGACGAAUCCGGCGAUCCAGAACGACUUCAGUUAUUACAGACGAACCAUCAGUCGGAUGCGGAUCAACAACUUGUCCGCUGAUGCAGGAAAUGAAGUCAAUAACGAGCUGGCCAAUCGGAUGUCUCUGUUUUACGCCAGUGCCACGCCAAUGCUGAAGACGCUAAGUGACGCCACGUCAAAGUUUGUCUCGGAUAAUCCAGACCUCCCGACUGAAAACACGACAGACUGUCUGAGCACGAUGGCCAGCGUGUGUAAAGUGAUGCUUGACACACCGGAGUACCGCAGCCGUUUCACCAGUGAAGAGACGGUGUUGUUCUGCCUCCGCGUGAUGGUCGGGGUCAUCAUCCUAUUCGACCACGUUCACCCGGCCGGAGCCUUCGUCAAGACCUCCAAUAUAGACAUGAAAGGCUGCAUCCGAGUGCUGAAGGAGCAGCCGCCCAGCAGCGUGGAGGGAUUACUCAACGCUCUCAGGUAUACGACCAAACAUCUGAACGAUGAGGCCACGUCAAAGCAGAUCAAAACCAUGCUGCAGCCAAAUUAACUCAAAGCUUCUUCAGAGUGAAACCGGAGCGAUACAGGGAGACAAAGAAAAGUGUUGUGGUCCAAAUUUCAAAAGAACUACUGAAAAUAUUUGUAGCUAAUGACUCUUUGAUUAACCUCAGUGUUUGUUUUGUUGUUUAUUUUUUUACUCUGAUUUUAAAAGCUGUUUUUUGUUGUCAUAAAAAAGAAAAGAAAAAUGAUAAAAAAGAGAGUAAACUUUUCAGUUGGUUGAUCCAAGAAAAGAUGUUGUAAAAACCAGCUGUUGUGUUUGAGCUGCAUUCACGUCACAUUUAACACAUCUGUUCAGUGAAAAAAAAAGAAAGAUUCCUCUGCCCCCUAGUGGACAUUAAGAAAAGCGCAGCUGGAGAUGUUUCUGUUGUUGUUGUUGUUGUUUAUUUUGUUUGCCUGCAUUAACAAACAUCCAGCAAGAGUCGCAUACAGAAAAAACUGCACGGGUUGAUUACUUCAGUAGCGCUCUAAACGCCCCCUAGAGGCGACAGUGUUCAUUACACGAAAAACUCAGUGGACAGCCCAAAUGCAUUUGACAAUAACAAUCUGACCUCCAGCUCUCACUGAGGAACAGACAAUCCACGAUGUCGGCGUCUCCUCAGACAUUUCUUCACCCAAACUCUUUUUUUUUAAACGUUUUCCCCCUCUCUGCAUAAAGCAUUAAAAUCUCAAAUUUACCCACCGGCUCCAUUGAUAACGUGAGGUCAUGUGAGGGGGCGGCUUCCCCUCGGCACGAUAAUCUUAAUGAAAGCCUUUGGUAUAUGAUGUGUCAUUAUUUUCAUAUCAGGCAGUGUGAUCAUGCUUUGGGAUUAUAAAGAAGAUCUGUUAAGAUUCUCCUGAUGUGCUCGACAGAUUUUUAAACUCCUGUCGUCUGAGCGAGGCCGAACUUGAAAAUGAAACAUCUGGAGCAACUGCAGCUGGGUCUGCUUGAAUCUAAAGGGCUGAGCACGACGACAAAGCUGGGGUCGAUUUGUCGUCUUGAACGUUCUUCUGAUCGUGACGUGAAUGCAGUUUGAAUGUUUUUAAGUAGCACUGAUCUGUUUGCUGUCAUUUGUUUAAGUGUUUUAAAGACUUUGGAGUCUGAUUGAAUCAAAACUUCAGACACUUUCACACCAAAAGAACAGUUUCCAAGAACCCGGGGACUUCCCCACUGGAGGAACCGUGUUCUGGUUUGAUUCCUCGGCUGCAGUUCCUACCUCAGAAUAAAGACUGUGGCUGAGGUUGACUGAGGUUUACAGACCUGAACGUCACUGAUUGGUAAAGGGGAAACGAAAAGGUGAAAGGUCAUAAUUAUACAUUUCACCUUCACGUAGAACUGUAGACAAAUUCACAAACAUUUCAGCUUCUUGUUAAUAUGUUUCAAGCCCAAAACAUCAUCAAUUCUUAAUUUUAGCUAUGAUACGGUUAACACUGUAAAAAAACAAAAAACUGGCUACCAAAGAUUGGUUUGUGAAGAGGAGAACGACUGUGAUGAAGAGAAGCGAGGAAACCCUCCGACUGAUGUUUGAAUCAGUGGGACAGCUGACUGGAAUUAAAGCUCUUUGUAUUGCCUUGUGUGUUAAAGCUGCAGCGUCAGCGGCAUAGUUGUCAUGAUGCCGCGAUAUUAAACUUUGGUACGAUUCUCGUAAAUCUGACGAUAUUGAUAACUGUUUGGUACCACGGCAACAAAAAUAGAAAUAUUAGACACCCAGGGUUGGGUAAUAUCUUGUUUUUAACGACCAAAAUUUGCAGAAAAACUUCUUCACACUGAUUAAAGGAGCAGUAUGUAACUCUGACCCCUAGUGUUUAAAAUGGGUACUGCAGUCUAAAUUCUAAACAUUGUAGAGCUGUCUCCCCCCCCCCCCCUCCUCUCUAGAGUUGAUGCCCACGCAGGUUGCCAUGUGGUGGACACUGAAGCUUCAGUGUUUAGCCAGCUUUGCAUGGGUCUGAUCCCAGUCAGGUCCAAACAAAUCCAGAGCAUUCACGACCAGAAUCUAAAGUUAGAAGGAGGACAUACUGGACGUUUCAGUCACUACAGAUCUUACUGAUUGAUCCUUCAAAUUUCAUAAAAACAUUGUCAUUUGUUUUCAUACGGAAAUGUUGCCAAUGUUUUUGUGCAAUUUCAUCAGUGUGGAGGAGUUUGCGUGCAAUUUUUGAUCGACUUUUUCGUCUCCUAAACACCUGUCUGAUGUAAGAGAUGUAGUUUUCUAAAGAAUUCGGUACUCAUUAAUACUAUCAAUCAUAGAAAUUGUAUUGUUUUAGAACACGUGGUAUCAAACAAGUAUCAGAGAAUCGUCAUUUUUGACAACCCAAGUGUCAGGGAUUGUAUGGCAUUAAUGUUUCAAAAUGAUGAAAUGUUGGCUGAAUAAAGUUUUUACAUUUUUAAGAAAAA